Molecule: messenger RNA, 1643 nt
Organism: Micropterus salmoides (largemouth bass)
Lineage: Eukaryota; Metazoa; Chordata; Actinopteri; Centrarchiformes; Centrarchidae
Product: NF-kappa-B essential modulator-like
Biological process (GO): positive regulation of canonical NF-kappaB signal transduction
Cellular component (GO): IkappaB kinase complex; nucleus; cytoplasm
Molecular function (GO): K63-linked polyubiquitin modification-dependent protein binding
Source: RefSeq, a predicted model, not a curated record
GCCUGACAGGCUUUACUCGGGGAACAGUGUUAAUCUAUAUUUCCUGAGCUAAUAACAGGCGCCUCGGCUUUGACAGAUAACGUCAACUCGCCGUAAAACACGUACAGUGUGUUAGGAUAACGUUACAAACUGGGCAAAAUGCCUUUCGGGAGAUACAUAGGCCGUUGAUGUGGGUCGUUGUUUAUGUCAGUCAACAGAGUUACCCAGCUACUGGUUUGCUAAAUGCUCAUAGCUAGCUCACAAGCUAAUUCGCUAGCUACAUAGCAUUAGCCAGGUAGCUUUUACUUUGGCUAAAUUGCAACGGUUACUAACAAGUUGUAUGUGAGUGACAGCUGGCUGUUAUUCCGGACAACAUAACUGAAAAAGAAGAAAGGGUAAGAGGAGUUUGGUAUCUCGUAGAGUUAGUGCACCUACAUUAGCAGUGUGUUGUUUUGUUCUGGGUGCGGAGGAGAAAACAACUUCGUUUAACGUUAAUUAAAUCACGUGGUCAUAUCAUCAGCUGAAAUUGACUUUUUUAAUGGUUUUACUUCUGUUUGUGCUGUAAACAAAUACAUGCAAGAAGCUGUGUGUCUCGGGUGUUUGCCUGAUGGUGCUGGGGAUGACGUAAUGUUUUCCUCGCGUCCACCGGUACCUGUAUGCAGGUGACACGGCGCAAAGAGGAGACACUGCACGAGUGAGUCACUGCUAAAGCUUAUCAGCAGGCCAGACGGCCUCCUCGCACAUGAGAUGGACCGGGAUUUGAACGAGAGAUUGAAUUGAAAGUGAAAGUAGCUACCUCAGGUCGGCUAACGGGAACGAGGCGCGGUAUGCCAUGUGUCAGUACGUGAUGAUGGGUGCGGGUCUGUCCCCCCAUUAACAUGGUGAUUCCCGCAGCAGGGAUGGUGCAGCCCCAGCCUGAUGGCCCAAUGCAGUGGGACAUGUCAGGAGAAGAGAGUGGAGGGGCCCUGAGGGUCCCACCAGAGCUGGCUGCCAAUGAAGUGGUGACCAGGUUGCUGGGUGACAACCAGCAGCUCAGAGAGGCCUUGCGGCGGAGCAACCUGGCCUUGCGUCAACGCUGUGAGGAGAUGGAGGGAUGGCAGCGGAGGACAAGAGAGGAACGAGAAUUUCUCAGCUGUCGUUUCCAGGAGGCCAGGGCCCUGGUGGAGAGGCUGGCCCAGGAGAACCACUCCUUGCAAGGCAUGGUGAACGGACCAGCCUCCCACUGCUGCAGCUCCAGCCAGACUGAAGACCUGCAGGGGCGCCCGGCAAAGAACGGACCGCUGGACGGACCACAGACUCUUGAUCAGCGGGAGAGGAAGAGAGUUGAAGAGACGGAUCAACACACACAGACCUUGCCACCUCGCAGCCUGGCUGAUGCAAGUGUGCUUAGCUCCUUGGGUAGCACCUUCCCCUCUCCCCCCACCUCAUUCUCGGAGGUAUGGGGGGAGAUAAUGGGAAGGGAAAAUAGCCAGCCUGUGGAAGGGGCAAACGAGUUCCUCCAGUUGCUGAAGAGCCACAAAGAAAAACUGGAGGAAGGGAUGAGAGAGCUGAGGAGAAAGAACGAAGAGCUGGAGAAGGAGAGGGAUGAGGGAGAGAAAGACAGAGAGCGAAUGCAGCACUGCAUUGACCAGCUGCAGGCCAAGCUGGUCCAGGCCCAGGCACAG